Rhizophagus irregularis DAOM 181602=DAOM 197198 is the source of this 2023-nucleotide messenger RNA. RefSeq lists its product as uncharacterized. Lineage: Eukaryota; Fungi; Glomeromycota; Glomeromycetes; Glomerales; Glomeraceae. The record is from RefSeq and is a predicted model, not a curated record.
UUUUUUUUAUUAAAAGAAAAAUAUAUAUAUAUAAGUAAUAUUUAUUCGAGCUCGACUAAAUUUUUCUUAAAAAAAGAGUAGAGUAAUAAAAACUUUAAUAUUUAAGUAAACAAAAAGAGAUGGCUCCACCACAAACGCCUCGUAAAACGAAAUUAACUGUUGAUAUUCCUUCGAGCUAUUCAAAUACUAGUUGUCCCGAUUCUCCUAGUUCUCAAUAUGUAGCAUCUCCUGUAUUCACUCCGUCUAGACAUUUUGAAGGUUCUGUACCUGCUUCACCAACGUUUUCGGGAACGUUGAAUAGUAAUAGAUCUCAGGCGGAACUUACAGCGUUGCUAAAAGAAGCCUAUAAUACAAUACGAGAUAGAGAAAAAGAUCUUACACUUGCCGCCGAAAUCGGUAAAAGUCUUCUUGAAAAUAACAUCGCGUUAAAAUCAAAAUAUGAAUCUGCUAUAGUUCAAUUACAACAUCUUCAAAGAGCCAAAUCAAAAGCUGCAACUUUCACGAUACAAAAUGUUGAAAAACAUGCCGCCCCUAUAGCUCCUCCAAAUACUUCUUUAGAAAAUAUUUCUGAAAAUGAAUAUGAUGAAAUUAGUGAUACUGAAUCACUUCAAGGUUGGAGUACUUCUUUCGAUUUACCUUCACCAUCAAGUGAAGUUCCAUUUAAAAGAAAAAGUCCUCGAAAUUCUUCGGGUUUAAAUUAUAAGGACCUUGAAAAUAUUAAAGAAUUAGAGACUCGAAAUCAAGAACUUCAACAACAUCUUGAUGAAGCUAUAAGAGAAUAUAAUGAUUGUGAUAAAUCUAAUAAAUCAAAGAUACGUAAACUUGAAUCGGAUCUUCAACAUUAUAUUGAAGCUUGUACGUUAGCUACUCAAAAAGUGGAAGACCUUGAAAAAGAAAAUGAUCGUCUUAUUCAAAAACAAAAAACUGAUUUUUGGAAUCUUAAAUAUACCAAGAAAUCAAAUGAAAAUGAAAAUUUUAUUGAGACAUUAUUACAUAAAGUUCAAGAUUUAGAAGAUCAAAAUCAUCUUAUUGAAAAAGCAAAAGUAGAAAUUGAACGUCGUUUACAACGUACAACGACUGAAUUGGAAACUUUUAAAAAAGAAUAUAAUGAUUUAUUAGAAACCUCAAAGGAUUAUGAAAGGUUACAACUUGUAACUCAUGAACAACAACAAUAUAUCAAUGAACUCAGCGAGAGUCUUGAAGAACAACGUGCUUUGGUCGUAAAUUAUCGAUCUGGUAUGUGGUCUGCAAAAACUUCACGGGCAAAUUCUAUCUCUGAUAGUGGUGGUAUAAUGUCAAAUGCAUUAAGACGUUUAAGUGAUCCUGACGGGAUGCGUGCCAUGUUUGGUGCUGCUCCAAAACAAAAUAAUCAAGAUAAUGGAAUUGGUGGAAAGAUAAAAAAAUCUUUACUAUCAGAAUUAGAGAAUGAAUGGUUCCGUGAACUAACGAUAUUUCAAAGAGAUGUAAAAAAAGGAAAUGGAAGUGGAGCUUCUUCACCAUCUUUCUCACCAAUAUCUUCAGAGAAGGACCUUAAUCAAUUCUUUUUAGAUAAUGGUGCACGACUGGAUGAUGAAAUGGUGGAUUACUUAUCAGAUGAUGAAUUUAGUUUCUUGGAUGAAUUCGAAGUAGAUAACGAAAAAGCUAACCGAUUACGAGAAUGGUUUUGGAUAAGAUGGGCAAGAGCUAUAUAUCUAUUCCUAAGAAAGAUAUGGAGGUGGUGUCGUUUUAUCCUCAUUCUUGUAGCCGCUGUAAUUAUGGCACUAUACCGUGGACCUGACGAUGUCUUGCCCAAUGAUGUAUGAAUUUAGGACAAUGUUAAUAAUUUAGAUGAACUUUUUUUAUUCUUUCCCUACUCCAUUUUUUUUUUCUCAAAAUUAAACGCCAUAUAACAUAAACAUAUUUUUCACAAUUCAAAAAUCAAAGAAUAGUUAGAAUAUAUUCUAGAAUAUUGUUUUACGAUUAUGUAUUAUUAUUUUUGUUUAUUAUGUCAAAUUUUUUACCUAACCUUUAUAUUUUUUUUUUU